Messenger RNA from Rhizophagus irregularis DAOM 181602=DAOM 197198, 435 nucleotides. NCBI's taxonomy places the organism in Eukaryota, Fungi, Glomeromycota, Glomeromycetes, Glomerales, Glomeraceae. The record is from RefSeq and is a predicted model, not a curated record.
AUGCCUAGCCGAUUUUUAAAAACUCAUUAUCGACGAGAUCGCGUCUCCGAUAUAUGGGAUGAUUGUGAACGUCUACAACAGAGUGGGGAAUAUGUAUUAGCAGAUAUGUUACCGGAGCCAUCAAACCAUGACGAUAUAGUUCACUUUAAGAACGAUCCUUUAGGUGUUUCAAAUAUUUCCUCAGAGAAUCACAAUGAAUAUGAUAUCGUUUCCGAUAGCAAGAAAAAAAAGACUGGAGGAAAGAAACCCAAGUCCAAGUCUGUUAGAAUCUCUGAACCAUCUAUUACCCAGAAUCAGCCAACGCCUACAAGCCCGGAGAGUUCAGAAGGUUUAAAUAUUAGCAGAGAGGAUCUGAAUGCAUUUUAUGAAAAAGAAGCUAAGAGAGACGAAAAAAAUAAAGCAGAGAUCCUCUUUAGACUUAAGAGCGCUAAAUAA